Messenger RNA from Dicrocoelium dendriticum, 174 nucleotides. NCBI's taxonomy places the organism in Eukaryota, Metazoa, Platyhelminthes, Trematoda, Plagiorchiida, Dicrocoeliidae. The record is from the annotation of a GenBank genome assembly.
UGGACACUCUUAUGUAUAUACAAGGGAGGAGAUCGUGAGGAUCCUGCGAACUACCAGUCGAUCUCUCCGACAACGAUAAUUUGUAAAAUCAUGGAAAUAAGUUUCAAGGGAGCCCUAGAUCUUCACCUAGGGAAUCUGCAUUUUAUCUCAUGCGCUCAACAUGGUUUUCGGAAG